This is a messenger RNA of Prorocentrum cordatum, 1744 nucleotides long. NCBI's taxonomy places the organism in Eukaryota, Dinophyceae, Prorocentrales, Prorocentraceae. The record is from the annotation of a GenBank genome assembly.
UUGCCCCUUCCCGACAGCCACACAGACAUGAAUACGGCACUAAUGCGGCAUCAUCCGUUUUGUUUCUCAAGUAUUCCGUACUGUUGUUCGCUUGCAUGUGGGUCUUUGCGACCAUCUCGGAAUUGUUCGUUCUUGCAGCCUUUGGCCACUUCGGCCCAAGAGGGACAGCAAGCGUGGCACCGACGGUCGAGAAGAGAGCGGGCAUCGGGGCCAAGGCAGGCACGAGCAGUCCUACGUAGGUUCUUGGUGUGCGCUUCGCUGGAGGCAGCGUUCAGGACUUCGCACGCAUCUUAGCCGAGCGCGCUGCGCAGUUGCCCAAGGAUCCCAAUGGGCCUUGGGGGUGGCCGAGCGUCCGUAGCUGCGCGCGCGCUCGCUCUCGCAGGCAAACAGAGCCGGUAUGCCGAACAGAAAGCUCGUUGGCUGUAAGUAUGCUGCACUUGCCCUGCCCGCAAGUAUGAUGGUAGUUGCCAGUGCAGCGAGCAGCACACCAGCCAGAACAUGAGCCACGGGCUUGUUUUGCAUUCAGUCGCAGCGCACAAUGAUCCCGUGCCAAGUGCUGUUACCUGCAAGUAAGGACGAUGGAACAUCGCUUUGCGUGUGACCCAUUCGUUGAGCGAGGCGGCCAACUAAUUGUGGGAAGGGGAUGCGGGCCGCCCGAACGAGGCCAGAGAGCAGAUGGGGCUGGAGGAUCGCCGACGCACCGGCCAUGCGGCGCGAUCCAGGAGCUCGUUGGGCUUCUCGCAGGCAUCCUCGAGGAAACGAGGAGGAGGAGCCCCUUGCGCGAGAGGACGCCGGCUGCCCGAUGGCGCUGAUGGACCUGUGCAACCAGCCCGGGGUGUCCGAGGCGCGCAAGGGCAUCGCCCGCGACAUGAACAAGUUCCUCGCCAAGUUCCCCGAGCUCUUCUCCUUGGAGGACGAGGCCGUGGUGGCUGGCCAGCCGCCCAAGGGCAAGCUCGUCACGCUCGUGGGAACACCGCCUCCGCGGCUCGGCAAGGGCGCCAAGCGGCACGCGCCCUGGUCCUCGCCGGUCGCGCCUGGCGUGCCCGCGCAAGCCGAGAACCCGAACUUCGCGCCGGAGAUGGUGGAAGCGAAGAGGGAGGAGGUUCUAGAUGCGAUCAUAGAGUUGCUGGAGGUGAACGGUGGCGAGAUGACCCUCAUUAACCUCGGGCAAGACAAGCGCAUCGGCGAGUUGAAGAGAGGGGUCGUCAACAACCUGUCGAAGUGGUUCUCCAAGAUCUCCUCGUCGUCCGGCAUCCUGGAGCUCUUCGACGGUGCGCCGGACGAGGAGGGCAAGCCGCCGAUUAAGAUGGUCAGGCUGGCGGAUGACUGGCGCGAGCGGCUGAGCGCGCAGCCGCCCGCCAAGCGGCCGCGCGUGGGCGAGGCUCCUGCACUGGCGGCCGGGGUGAUGCCGGACCCGGAGGCGACGACCCAGGCAGUAGAGCAACUGGGCCAGCACGUGCAGGAGCGGCUGUCAGAGGUGGGGUCCAUCAGGCUCCAGGACCUUGCCGAGGACGCGUCCGUGAAGGACAUUCGGAAGGACAUACCCAAGAGGCGGAAGCUCGCGGAGAUCUUGAGGUCGCUAUCCCAGGGCAGGCACCCCGCCGUCCCUGGCCCCGGCGCCUUCAUGCCCGCCCGGGCUGUGAUGCGCCUGAGCUGUCGCGCCAGCCAGUCGGCCGCCUCUGCCAAAGCUUGUUCUUCAGGUGCUUCCUUUGCCUUGCUCAUCUCCACGGUGUGCCACGCGUAG